CUUCUCAGCAGAAGCGUCAAAAUUGUGAUUGAAGCAGCGAGCGUUCUUGUGGAACGGCUUGAGGCUCUCAGCGCUGAGUCGCUUACUCUUUCUGUUGCUAAUUACGCCUACACCCCCUCGUACAGCAAGUAUUGCGCAAACCGCUCCAAUCGUGAAUCAUUUUUCCCGUAUAAACAUCAUUCCUUCGCUCGGUUCGUUCUACAAGCACGUAGCACAUCCCCUCUUGAAGACCAGUCGAGUCUCAGCAGGAGUGUCGCUGCUAUAUUCUCGAGCUCGUCCGCUUGCUCGGCUCGACGUGCACAAGCAUGUCGUCCAUCCCAGCAACCUUUCGCGGGCUACGAGCUGCCUCGCGCACUCUCUCCACAAGUUGCGCAUCCCAUCGCUCUCUGAGCACAAGCACCGCUCAUCAUUCCCAAACUCCCAGCGAUGCCUCGGCGACCAACAUCAAUAACCCCUCGGAGAGAGAAGCGUACCGACUUGAAGCGCAAGCAGCCGAAGAGAAGAAGCGUCUGAAGCGGUGGAAGAGGCGUGCACAACUCACAAAGGAUCAAAAGCUGAGAAAAGCAAUCGACUUGUACCACCUGUCCGAAUCCUUCUUUCCAAAUCCCAAGUCCAAGGUCGAAUCUCCGAGCAGCGUCGAAGGUCAAGUUGGAGGUCAAGGUCAGAGCGAAGCGGGUUCCGCAACACGUCCCUCUGCGCCCAAGUACUCGGGCAGCUCGAGACAGCUUUCGGAGCACGAAGAGGAGUUGGAUUCGCGAAUCAGAAAGGACAUGUUGAGUCCACUGACCCGAUCGGUCAAUCAAGGAGGUCGAACAUCCGACCUACUCUUCAAGACCUCUCUUGCUCUUCUCACUGAGCGCGAAGCGCGUCGCACCAAAGCAGGCUCAGGGUUCGAUCCGCACGUGGAUCCCGAUAUGGACUACGAAUCCUGGAACGGCACUUCCUCCUCUUCCUCUGGUGGUCAAUCCAAAUCCGUCUUUGGCGAUGGUUCAUUCGGAAACUCUUCAGAAGCUCUGGCUAGCUUGGAUGCUGUUCUCGGUCGAUCAUCUCGAUCGAGCACCACCGACACAUCGGUCAGUGCUCAGGUCGAAGGAUCACCCACCGCCAUUGCAGCUUUUUCCAAUCAGGCAGAGAUUCAAGAGAGAAGCAAGUGGCUUUCGUCUGGCGUCAACCUGAACUUUGAUGCAGAGGAGUUGUCGGAGCGCGACCUAAGAGUGAGGGACGCGCUAUUCGGGACAGUCAGGGGCAGCAAGCCCGGUCUGGAAGUGAUUAGGCAGAGAAUCAGAAGACGCAAGCAGAUGAUGGAAGAUGGGGGAGGUUUGGAGGGGCAAGGCACAUCGUAAUGGAGAAGGGGCAGUGGGAGAAGAAUGCUUGGUCGCAAACGCACGGGCAGCUCGCUGGAUGGAAAGACUGCGGCCCCAGAAGUUGCAAAAUAGCAGACAGAUGCUCAUAUCGGUGGUGCAAGCUUCUAUUCGGCAUUUUGGAGAGGCUGUGAAGAGUACUGUACAACACUAGAUGGAAGCAAAGGGUUUCUGAGCAGCCGGCAAUGAGAUCUGCUUUGUGUUCUGCGCGACUA
Messenger RNA from Ceraceosorus guamensis, 1576 nucleotides. RefSeq lists its product as hypothetical. Bases 306 to 1343 code for a protein of 345 amino acids. The record is from RefSeq and is a predicted model, not a curated record. Lineage: Eukaryota; Fungi; Basidiomycota; Exobasidiomycetes; Ceraceosorales; Ceraceosoraceae. The transcript has a single exon.